Messenger RNA from Myxocyprinus asiaticus (Chinese sucker), 797 nucleotides. It is a transcript of the gene ccka, whose product is annotated as cholecystokinin a. Gene Ontology annotation, biological process: digestion. Gene Ontology annotation, molecular function: neuropeptide hormone activity. Gene Ontology annotation, cellular component: axon; extracellular region. Bases 107 to 478 code for a protein of 123 amino acids. The record is from RefSeq and is a predicted model, not a curated record. NCBI's taxonomy places the organism in Eukaryota, Metazoa, Chordata, Actinopteri, Cypriniformes, Catostomidae. The transcript is spliced from 3 exons.
CACACACAUUUAUUCUGCAGUCAGCGUGUGUUCUACAUCUCUCUCUCUCCCUCUCUUUCUCUCUGCUGCUUUCUCUCUAUUGGAUCUCUGAGACUCACCUGAAGCCAUGAAAACUGGUAUCUGUGUGUGUGUGCUGCUGGCAGCAUUCUCCACCAGCAGUUGCCUUGCUCUCCCCACACACUCACAGGACGACAGUCAGUCUGAACGCGGCACUGUAGCCGGACACACACGACACACCCGCGCAGCGUCCUCCAGUGGACAAUUUAGCCUGCUGUCCAAACCAGAGGACAGUGAAGACCCCCGCAGCAGCCUGACUGAAUUACUGGCCAGAAUCAUCUCUGCCAAAGGUGCAUACCGCAGAAGUCCAUCUCUCAAUAGCAGGUCUACGGGCACUUCUCACAGAAUAAAGGACAGAGAUUACCUGGGCUGGAUGGACUUUGGCCGACGAAGCGCAGAGGAGUAUGAAUACUCCUCAUAAGACCUAUUCAACCAAUCACAUCAAUCAAUCAGUCAACAUGAUUAGCCAAUCAUCUGUACAGAGACACCCAUAUUAAUGAUCUCACCUGUCAAUCAAUCAGUCUGCAAGCUCUAUCACAAACCACCUAGGUCUGAUGUAAAUUUGUUUGUAUAAUGGAAAGAAUGCAAUAUAUGAAUAAAUGUAUCCAACUAUACAUAUUUAUUUUGCAGAAAAAUGAGUGAGAAUGUAGUCUCUACUGCCGUUAUUCUCAUAACCCAUGUAUAUAUGAUUUUGUCCUCAACUUUAGACAUAUCAUAUGUGUCUAAGAAUAAAUCAUUGC